GAGGGUGACAAAUCCCUCAUAACGAGUUUGCCAAGUGCCUGCUGGCAGCCAGCGGAUUCAAGGCUCCAUGGAGAAGGGAGAAGGACAAAACCGGAGCCUGGCUGCCAGAAGGGGCCCCGUGCCGCUGGGGUUGGAGGAACCUGGGUUUGACCAUUGACAUGUAAAUGGCCAGAGGGGCCUGAGGCUGAUUCGCAGCAGACCCUCCCACCGUCCCACAGGCCACACAAAGCCCUGGCCCGCAGGCUUCACCUUAGUGAGGCCCUGGGCGGGCGUCCUGGCUGCAGAGGUCCCGAAGAUGGCCUGGUAAUAAAGGCACCUUCCAAUGAUCAGGAGCAUCUUUCCCCGGGGGUGCCUGCCCGGGCCAGUGGCGUCGUGUUGAGCUGAAGGAACUUGUCUACCGUUUUCCCGAAAACCUCUCUCUCUCCUAAUUCAUGAGCCAGCAGGAUGCGGUCGCUGCGCUUUCAGAACGCCUUCUCAUAGCUGCGUACAAAGGCCAAGCAGAGAAUGUGGUUCAGCUCAUCAACAAGGGCGCCAAGGUAGCGGUUACCAAGCAUGGCCGGACUCCCCUGCAUCUUGCUGCGAAUAAGGGCCAUCUCUCUGUGGUCCAGAUCUUGCUGAAGGCUGGUUGCGACCUCGAUGUCCAGGAUGAUGGGGAUCAGACGGCCUUGCACCGGGCCACGGUGGUGGGGAACACGGAGGUCAUCGCGGCGCUCAUCCAGGAGGGCUGUGCCCUGGACCGACAAGACAAGGACGGGAAUACGGCCCUGCACGAGGCAUCCUGGCACGGCUUCAGCCAGUCAGCCAAGCUGCUCGUUAAAGCAGGAGCCAAUGUGCUUGCCAAGAACAAGGCGGGGAACACGGCUCUGCACCUGGCCUGCCAGAACAGCCACUCCCAGAGCACACGCGUCCUCCUGCUGGGUGGCUCCCGCGCCGACCUCAAAAAUAAUGCAGGCGACACCUGUUUGCACGUUGCCGCGCGCUAUAAUCACUUGUCCGUCAUUAAGCUCCUCCUCAGUGCUUUCUGUUCUGUCCAUGAAAAGAACCAGGCUGGAGACACAGCACUGCAUAUUGCUGCUGCCCUGAAUCACAAGAAAGUGGUUAAAAUCUUACUGGAAGCUGGAGCAGAUGGGACCAUUGUUAAUAAUGCAGGCCAGACUCCGCUGGAGACUGCCCGCUACCACAAUAACCCGGAAGUUGCUCUUCUCCUCACUAAAGCUCCCCAGGUCUUGCGCUUCAGUCGAGGGCGAAGCCUGAGGAAAAAGAGAGAAAGGCUCAAGGAAGAGAGGAGAGCUCAGUCUGUGCCAAGAGAUGAGGUGGCACAAAGCAAGGGAAGUGUCUCAGCAGGAGACACCCCUAGCAGUGAACAGGCUGUGCCCAGAAAAGAAGAGGCUAGAGAAGAUUUCCUGCCAGCCUCCCCGGAGCCCAGAGCAAAGGACAACAGGCAGAGAAAGUCAAGGCCCAAGGUGUCAGCAUUUUCUGACCCCACCCCACCAGCAGACCAACAGCCUGGACACCAGAAGAACUUGCACGCUCACAAUCACCCUAAAAAGAGGCCCAGGCAUCGAUGUUCCCCCCCGCCUCCUCCGCACGAGUUUAGAGCAUACCAGCUCUACACGCUGUACCGGGGCAAGGACGGGAAGGUGAUGCAGGCACCAAUAGAUGGUUGUCGAUGUGAACCUCUAAUCAACAAGCUGGAGAACCAGCUGGAGGCGACUGUGGAGGAGAUCAGAGCAGAGCUGGGGUCGGUUCAGGAUAAAAUGAAUACAAAGCUGGGGCAUGUGGAGAGUAAGACCCAGCACCAGAUGCGUGUUCUGGACAAGCUGAUGGUUGAGCGGCUCUCGGCGGAGAGAGCAGAGUGCCUGGCCCGCCUGCAGCAGCACUCGGACACGGAGAAGCACGAGGGAGAGAAGCGACAGAUGUCCUUGGUGGAUGAAUUAAAAACCUGGUGCAUGUUAAAGAUUCAGAGUCUGGAGCUGAAGCUUUCUGGAGAUUCUAGGGCCUCUAGGGCUAAAUCCACACCAUCCACUUGUGAAUCCUCCACAGGUGUGGAUCAAUCAGUGGUGACUGCAGGUCCAGUAGCAGCUUCUGACAGUUCCCCUCAGGUGGUUAGGCCUAAGGAAAAGGCCCUCAACUCCACUGCUACCCACCGACUCCAGCAGGAGCUGUCUUCCUCGGACUGUACAGGCUCCCGACUGAGGAAUGUCAAGGUCCAGACAGCCUUGCUACCCCUGAAAGAGGCAGCCAAAUGUGAUCAGCAGGCUGGGCCCUGCGUUGACAGAGGCACCCAAACCAAGAAGUCUGGGAAAAGUGGGCAGACAAGGCAUCGAGCCCAACAGCCGGGACCCAGCACCGGUGGUGGGCAGCCCCCACCAGCAGCAGGCAGUGAGCAGACUGCCCCACACAUUCGAGACACCUCCCAAGCUCUCGAGAUUACCCAGUAUUUUUUUGAGGCUGUUUCUACCCAGAUGGAAAAGUGGUAUGAAAGGAAGAUUGAAGAAGCACGAAGCCAAGCCAGUCAGAAAGCCCAGCAAGACAAGGCCACACUGCAGGAACAUAUCAAAAGUUUAGAAGAGGAACUUGCUAAACUAAGGACUAAGGUGCAGAAGGAAAAUUAGGACUGGGAAGUGGCACCAGAAAGGAUUCUCGGGGAUUUCUGGUUUUGCAACUGCGGAAUAGCUAUGCCCAAGGUGUCAAUUAUUGUGCACAUAGCAGACUUGCCUUUAAAAAAAAAAAAAAAACUAAUUUCUAAAAUGUGCCACACACACACUUCCUAUGCCCUGAAGUUAUGAAGACUUCAACAAUUAAACUGAAACCAGGGGAAGCUUGCUUAGUUUCAGGUUUCAUUACAAACUCAAAACCUCAGUCCAGGUUCAUCUGAAGUUCAAAAGCUCAGAUUAAGGGAGCCACACUAAGAAACUGAAUGAUGUGUAAGCCUAAACCCUAAAAUUCAGGACGUAUGAAAUAAUAUAAAUCAAAAGCAAGAAAAAAGUUAAUCCCUUGUGAACUCACGUCAAGUAGUUAUUCAUAUAAACACGCCUGCCGUGCCUAGACAAGAGUGUCCUCUGUCAGAGAGCUAUAACUGAGAUGUGCGCUCAACCCUCUCUCUCUCUCUAAAUGCCUGCAUUUUACCCAGGUGAAAACUUAUCAAACAGAUUUUGAGGAGAAAGAGAUUUUCAUGAUGUCACAAGAUCCAGUAUAUCUUAAAAUGUUUUGCAACGUCAGAGUGUAUUUGAGUAAUGAGUAAUUGGCCAACACCACUGGGAAUGUUUGUUAAUAAUGAACUCAAAUGAGAGAGGUUCAAAUCAUUUGAUCAUGGUUUUUCAUCUAUUUUCAGCCAAAGUACAGAAAUACUACAAUCGAUUAAUCCUAGUGAUUUUUAAAACAGAUUAAUGGAAAACAUUCACGUAACAAUUACUUGAAACUUCUGUAACCUAUUUGUAUUCAAGCCCAAUUAUCUUAGAGUACCUUUCUGAAUUUGAGCUUACUGGUCUACAUUUUAUAAAGAAAUAAGGCUAUUUCUUGAAAGUAUUUUAUUUUUAAUUGAGUUCUGUCAUUGAAGAACCUCAGAAGCUUUCCACUGCUUUGCAGUGCCUAUGUCAAGGUAAAUAAUUCAGUAAUUUGAUUUAGACCCCACAAUUCCCCAGCCUCACGGAGCCCUAAGGAUUUUACUCUGCCCUCUGGAGUACACCAAGUUUUACAAGUAGCUUGGGUGUGUUGAAAAAUUGGGUGUGUUGAAAAAUUGGAUUUAAUUAUCUUCUAAGCUUCUUGUCCCUUGGAAUGUGGGAUUAUAGUCAUCUCAAAAUUCCAUGUAUGCACAGAAACCUCAGUUCUAUUACUGUAAACACAGGAACCAAGUAACUAUUGUCUAUAAUUUUGAAUAAAAUGUUGCUCAUUGAGCCAAAGAGAAAAUCAUGACUUAUCGACAUGGGAACACCCAGAAAAACUAAGUAUGUGUUAGGCCCUUUGUUUUUCGCUUAUCAUGCUCAUAGUUGUUUUUGGUUUGGUUUUGUUUAAUACUGACAGUCUAGUCUAUGCAUAUAGACAUUCCUAAUAAACGUAGAUGUACGUCACCAUUACAGAACCUGGGCAGGGAAUUAAUUUGAUGUUCUCUCAAGUUUUUCGCUUCUGUAAGCUUGUCCUGUUCUCAACUGCUGUGUAGGUAGACAGUUCUUCCCCAGAGGCCCCUGUUGGAUUGCUAAACGUAGAGGCACUUGCCUCUUCUCAUUUCUCUUUGAUGCUAACGCAGAACCACAGAAUUGCAGAGGUAGAGGGUGCCUUCGGUUUUCUAAAUCUAUUCCAAAGGAGGUAUCACUGACUGCUUUAGAAUCAUUCCUCAAUAUACAUCAGGUUAUUGAGAGCUGCCUAAUACUCAAAGAAGACAUGAAAUCCUAAAAUGUCUAGGAAGUUGUGUUCCAAGCAGGAGUUAUUUUUACUUAUCAGAAUAUCUCCUGUUACCUCAAGGGGUAUCCUUGUUGAGAAAUGCUGAAAACAGAUUUUAAUUUAUCUAGACCAUAGAGUGCUUUGGUGGGAAGUAGUUUGAUGAUGUAACUCCUACCCAUCAAAAGCAGGCAGGUUAUCCUUGUGAACUGGAUAUUCUGGUCCACGUCACAGGUAGGGAAGAGACUCAGGGAGGAAUGAGCAAGGUCAGAUGCACCUAGUCUGGCAGAUUACGUGGAUCUUCUCUCUCUUUCUCAUAGAAAGGAAAACCAAUAGAGGCAAGGAAAUAGAGCAGGAUCAGUCAGCCUCCCAACCCAAAAAGAUGGCAGCAUCUCAAGACCAAUGCAAUAGCUUUUUUUCAACAACUGUGUUUGAUCUGUUUUUGUUCCUUAGCAUUGUCAAAAACUCAACUACGGGUCCAAUGUGUAUUUUUCCUUACUUUUCCCUUUGCUAUCUGCUAAAAUGAGCAAAUGCCACAAUAGUACUUUUCCAAACAAGCAGAACUAACACUUUAUAGGCUGUCAUGUAGGUCAUAUUUGAAAUGAGAUUGGAACUUUGAGUAGCUGUGGGAAAAAUGAUGUGAAACACAAAAAAGUUGUACAAUAUUGCAGUGUUUUUUUUUAAAGAAAUUGUUAGUGCAUUAUUGCAUUGAGUAUAGUAAAUAUCUGUGAUAGACUGAAUAUUAGUUCUACUCUUACUUGUGACUUUGGGAGCCCAAAAUAAAGGAAGUGAUGUUUUUGUUUAUACCUUUCUUUUUUUUUUUAAGUACUGAUUCUUGAGAGGUAUGUUGGCUUCUAUUUAGUAUUUUUAUCACUUUGCAUUUGUGUCUCUUCCAAGCAUUAAAUAUGGUUCUCAA
Molecule: messenger RNA, 5293 nt
Organism: Diceros bicornis minor
Lineage: Eukaryota; Metazoa; Chordata; Mammalia; Perissodactyla; Rhinocerotidae
Gene: ANKRD6
Product: ankyrin repeat domain 6
Exons: 16
Coding region: 432-2615 (727 amino acids)
Biological process (GO): protein localization to ciliary inversin compartment
Cellular component (GO): ciliary inversin compartment
Molecular function (GO): protein binding
Source: RefSeq, a predicted model, not a curated record